AUGGCGGGGCUGCUGCAGGCCCUGGUGGGUGCCUCGGAGAAGGCGGCGCACAUCGCCCGGCUGUGCCGGCGAGAAGAGCCCCUCUUCCAGCUGCUGGUGGCCGAGAAGACGGGGGCCGACAGGAACAGGAGGUUCCUGCAGGACUUCAAGACGCUGGCGGACGUCCUCAUCCAGGAGGUCAUCAAGCACGACCUGGGGAAGGAGUUCCCUGAGCUGCGGGGCCACAUCCAUGGCGAGGAGUCCAACGAGUUCAAGAACGGGCAGGGGGAGACGGUGGCGGUGCGGGUCUGCGCCACGCCGGGAGACACCGCGGCCCUGCUGCUCUCCGUGCUGGAGCCCGAGCAGGCGGCCGCAGAGCUGCUGGCGGCCGCCGUGCACCGGGACGUGGCGCUGGAGGAUGUGGAGUUGGCCGGCGUGGCGCUCAGCAUCCCCCCUCAGGACCUGGCCAUCUGGAUAGACCCCAUCGACUCCACCAAUGAGUACAUCGGCGGGCGCGAGGACGUGGCCCCCGUCGACGGCAUCGCCCCGGCGGGGCUGUGCUCGGCGCUGGUGCUCAUCGGGGCCUACGACCGGCAGACGGGCUGCCCCGUGCUGGGCGUCAUCAACGAGCCCUUCUUCCGCCGGGACCCCCUGACCCGCAGGUGGCAGGGGAGGUACCACUGGGGCGUCGCGUACGGGGACACGCGGCUGUGCUCGCUGAGCCCCCCGCCGCCGCGCCCCGUGCCCUGCGUGGUGCUGAGCCGAGCAGAGGGGGGAGCGGUGCGGGCGGCCUUGGGCCCCCUCUGCAGUGACCGCCUGCGCUUCGCCGCCGGUGCCGGCUACAAGAUGCUCUGCGUCAUCCUGGGACUGGCGGACUCCUAUGUCCUCUCCGAGGGCAGCACCUUCGCCUGGGACGCCUGUGCCCCCCACGCCAUCCUGCGGGCCCUGGGCGGGGGUGUCGUGGCCCUGGCGGGGGCCCUGCGAGAGCGGCGAGCGGGUGACACCAGGUCCCCCCCCGAGCUGGUCUACAACCGCCCGGUGGAGGGGGUGGUGGGGGCUGAGUGCUGGGCAAACUGGGGUGGCCUCGUGGCCUAUGCCCACCCCCAGCACUUGGAGGCCGUGCUGGCUGCGCUGGCCGCCGUGCCGGGGCUCUGA
This is a messenger RNA of Haliaeetus leucocephalus (bald eagle), 1134 nucleotides long. It is a transcript of the gene INPP1, whose product is annotated as inositol polyphosphate-1-phosphatase. Gene Ontology annotation, biological process: phosphatidylinositol phosphate biosynthetic process. Gene Ontology annotation, molecular function: inositol-1,4-bisphosphate 1-phosphatase activity. The transcript is spliced from 5 exons. The coding region runs from base 1 to 1134 and encodes 377 amino acids. Lineage: Eukaryota; Metazoa; Chordata; Aves; Accipitriformes; Accipitridae. The record is from RefSeq and is a predicted model, not a curated record.